Suillus paluster is the source of this 1967-nucleotide messenger RNA. RefSeq names its product kinase-like domain-containing protein. The record is from RefSeq and is a predicted model, not a curated record. The transcript is spliced from 8 exons. Lineage: Eukaryota; Fungi; Basidiomycota; Agaricomycetes; Boletales; Suillaceae. The coding region runs from base 93 to 1868 and encodes 591 amino acids. Gene Ontology annotation, molecular function: ATP binding; protein kinase activity. Gene Ontology annotation, biological process: protein phosphorylation.
AGACUAAACCUCGAGGCCACAUGCACUGCGUUUCCAAUCGCUAAAACAAGUACCACUCUGACUGGCAGGACGUGACAACGACCAUCUUACGCAUGCAGUGGGAGAUGGACGCGCAACCACGCUCCACUCAGGCUUUCCCUCCGGACAUAUUCAGUACGAGCAAUUUUAAUGCACAGCGCCGUCACGGCCCUCCUCGUCCGGCCGCGCAACAUCCAUACGUGAUACCUGGGAGUAAGCGAUCAGCACAGAGACUGCCUAUCUUCCCAGAACUAAAAAACCUAUCGCAUCCAUUGCCCGCUACUGCUGGUCGAGUUCUGCAGCACGGUAGAGCAUCUCAGAAACCCUGGCCGCAGUCAGCCAUUCCCGCGCCAAGUUUUGGAACAAACCCUACGGUUCGCGGUCUCUCGACGGCCGAUCUGCGAAGAUUACCCUGUCCUCUCACACAUCAAUCAUCCCUACUUGCCACUCCCAAUGCCGCUCCAUCCACUCAGCAAAUCCCUCCAAUCCUCAUCCCAGACUUAACUGGGCUUAUCACCCGAUGUGGCCAAGACCCCGUUGCCGGCGGUGCAUACGGAAAUAUUUAUAAAUGUAUAUACCAUGGUCCAGAGGGAAAUGUAGACGUCGCUGUCAAAGCAAUUCGACCGCAAUUCUUCAGUGCUGAGGUGUUUCGAAGAGAACUCGGGAUUUGGAAGAGGUUGCAACAUUCUAAUAUUUUGAAGUUCAUGGGUACUACUGGAGAUUUUGGCUCCUCUGUGGCUCUGGUGGCUCCGUGGAUAGUCAACGGCACUCUGACGUCGUUCCUCAACGAGAACAACGAGACCCUCACACUGCAUGAUCGCCUUCUUCUGCUCCGUGACAUAGUCGCUGGCCUCAUUUAUCUCCAUACGUUUACCUUCACUGUAGACGGACAGACGUUCUUUAAUCCAGUCGUUCACGGAGACCUCACUGGUACCAAUGUCCUCAUCAGUAGCGAUGGAACUGCAUAUCUUGCAGAUUUUGGCCUUUCGGGAACCUUAACAAAAUCGCCCGGUAUGACGUAUCUCGCGAAGAUGAGCUGUCAUCCAGGAGCAAUGCGGUGGACAGCUCCUGAGCUUCUUUCUGGGGAAGACUCAGCUUCUGCGAUCACCACUCAGAGUGACAUGUACUCCUUUGGUAGCAUCAUGCUUCAAGUUUUGACUGGAAGUGUCCCUUGGCAACACUUGACGAAUGACACCGCGAUCUUGCUAAAAGUGAUUGAAGGAGAAAUACAUCCCCGUCCAGACAACCGUUGUGUCACCGACCAGUGCUGGAACUUAAUGACUCGUUGCUGGUCUAAGUCACCCAUCGAUCGGCCUUCUGCUGAAGAAGUACUUCAAUUUGUUAACAGCGAGCUCGCUUUGUACAUUUGUGGUGAUGCGAACGGUGGCGGACAGCACCCUGCCUUGGUUCCCGUUCCUAGAAAUGCGCCUCCACUUGUUGGUCCGUCCCCUUCAUUACCAACGCACCAUGCAGAGAGCGAGAAUUAUAGCGUCAUAUCCUCUGGACACCUCUUACCCGCCCCCGAUACCAUGAUACACAGUACCCCAACGUCGUCUAUAUCCAGCGACAAGAAACGCCCGAAUAUAGCACCCCUGCAUGUCUCAUCACCAUAUCGCCAUCCCAACCUUCACACCCCCGUUGUAUUUUCGGCCAUGCGCCAGUGGGACGCUCAUUCCGCCGAGCCUCGUGGAGGUGCUUUGCGCCCGUCUCCUUCGCAGAGCAGUCCUCUUCCAAAUGGCAAUUAUGAACCAUCACAAUAUAAUACAGACGCUACACGAUACCGCAGGUCUCCAGAAGGAUAUUCAGCCCUUUUCACCACCCCGCCUACCUACUACAUUCCCUCCUUCUGAACUACCAUUCCUGGGGCUUGAUUACAUUCGCAACUACGGUUCUUCAGUCGGCUGUCGACCCAAAUUCUAUCUGGCAGACUUUUGACGCUGGUGCAUUUG